CCCUUGUUUGUAUUUUUCGUUUUUGUUUUUACCUUUCAUUUUUGUUUCCUUUGCAAAGAAAUGCUUUACUUGAAAAAGUACUUCACAGAGGGUCUGAUUCAGUUCACUAUCCUCCUGAGUCUCAUUGGGGUGCGGGUGGACGUGGACACCUACUUGAACAGUCAACUGCCCCCGCUUCGUGAAAUCAUCUUGGGCCCGAGCUCAGCCUACACGCCGACACAGUUCCACAACCUGCGCAACACACUGGACGGCUAUGGCAUCCAUCCGAAAAGCGUGGACCUUGACCAUUUCUUUGCCAUUCGCCGGCUGCUAAACCAGGUGCGAUCUCUGGAUCACCUGCGCGUGCCCAGCACUGAGCUGAGUGCCUGGUUGGUGCACCGUGACCCUGAAACGGUGGUGUCUGCAACCGGCCAGUCCAGUCCCAGCAUCGCUCUGGACAAUGGCAGCAGCCUGGAGGACGUGAACAGCCCAGAAGCCUCGGCCAUGAGGGGGGCCGGCAGUGCUUCUGAGUCUAGCUACAGCCUUAGUGGAGAGGACAGUUUGGGAGCUGUGGCUCCUGAGACCAGUCAAGAACAUCGAGACAGAGAGGGCACUGACGAUCUUUCUAAAGAGGACAUAGAUCUUAUAGAUAUCCUCUGGAGGCAGGAUAUCGACCUUGGGGCUGGACGGGAAGUGUUUAACUACAGCAGCAGACAGAAGGAUGGCGAGGCAGACAAACCUAAUGAUGAGAACGAGGAAGCAGGUGUACGAGACGAAGACUGGAGGAAUGGGAUCAAUCUACAGAGCAUGACCACUGUGGAUGGAGAAACUGGAGAGAGCAUACCUGAACAGCUCUCUAGCCUCGGUGCACAGACCUCAAUGUCCCUGCAGGAAUGCUUACGGCUUCUAGAGGCCACCUUCCCGUUUGGCGAGGAAUCAGAGCUUCAGGCUACAGAAACAGCUCCUCAGCUGCAAGGAUCAACUGAAGGCGUUCCUUCUACAUCACAGGGGAUUCCACUGCCCGCCCCUUUGCCCCAAUCUGAUGUACCAGUAGACCUGGAACAGCAGUGGCAGGACAUUAUGGCCAUCAUGGAACUGCAGGACAUGGAUGUCAAUAACACGACGGAUAAUGUCAUCCUAAACAACAACUUAAAUAAUACUGCUAAUACUACUGAAUCUGGCACAGUGGUAAAUUUUGCUCUUCCACCAUCCGGUCUUAUCAACGAGGAUGUGAGCCUUCACCAGGCGUCCCUCCCAAGUUGCAGCCAAGACAUCCCCAGCCUUUUUAAUUCAGAAUUAGAUCCAUCUGUGGAGCAUCAACCUGCCCUGCAUAGGCUUGCCUCCAGCAAUUCUUCAAAUAUCAACUCAACUUAUGGAGUCACAAAUUUAACUGGGCUGUUUCUUCCACCACUUUUGAACAGCACCAAUAACCUAACAUCCACAUCUGUGCUACCUGAUCCCUUUUGUAGCCUGUUGGAGGACUCCAUGCUGGAUGAAAUUAGCCUGUUAGACCUUGCCAUGGAGGAAGGGUUCAGCCAAGCUCAGGCCUCUCAGUUAGAAGAUGAACUCGACUCAGAUUCCGGCCUUUCUUUGGACUCUGGCCACAGUCCCGUUUCACCUAGCAACUCUGAGACCUCCUGUUCCUCUGCCGCUUCAUCCUCCUCAACCUCUGCCACUUUUUCCGAGGAAGGAGCUGUGGGUUACAGCACAGAUUCCGAAGUGGCCACGGCAGAAACAGAAGAGGGAGCUGUCGGGGGCUUCCAGCCUGAGUAUAGCAAGCUGUGCCGCAUGAGCUACCAGGAUCCUUCUCAUUUCCGUGGCCUACCACAGCUGGACAAUGUCAAUCACAACCACACCUACAGCCUACCACUGGAAUCACCAUACCCUGAGGAGCCCCAGCUGUUUGGAUCAGGUAGUAAAAAGGGCAGAGACAAGCAGCUGCAGCCGACCAAGAUUCAGCCGCCACGAGAUUUCAUGGACAAGCAGUCGAGCCGAGAUGAACGUCGAGCAAGAGCUAUGAAGAUCCCAUUUUCCAAUGAAAAAAUCGUCAACCUUCCCGUCGAAGAGUUUAACGAGCUCUUAUCCAAACACCAUCUCAGCGAGGCCCAGCUUGCCCUCAUCCGUGACAUCCGCAGGCGUGGCAAGAACAAAAUGGCUGCCCAGAACUGCCGCAAACGCAAGUUGGACACCAUCAUCAACCUGGAGCAAGGUGUGCAGGAUCUGCGCCGUGACAAAACCCGGCUACUGAAAGAAAAAAUGGAGUUCCUGCGCUGUAUCAGGCAGAUGAAGCAGAAGGUGCAGACCCUUUAUCAGGAAGUGUUUAGUCAGCUGCGUGAUGAAGAAGGCAGGCCGUAUUCUCCUAGAGAGUAUUCCCUGCAGUACGGUGUUGACGGUAGCGUGAUCGUCAUGCCUCAGAGCAUGACUGCUGAACAAAGCCGGAAGCCUGACAAGAAACAGAAGGACAAAAAGAAGUGAGUCUGGGAGCGUUACCUGCUUCUUUCUUUUGUUGCCAAGUCCCCACCAUAAAAAUAUUUAUAUACGGUGGAAGAAAUUGCCCUUUUUUUCCUUUGAAAGGAUUCUAGCAAGGAAAAGAGAACAGGACUGUCAGUGCUGUUCCUGCAUUAGGUUUUCUUCCUUUUUCUUUCAGAGUUUUCUCCAGAAAACAUGAAGCAGAGAUGCUUUUUAUAAUACUGAUUUUUCGUGGAGUGUAAACAGAUGAAGAAUUUCGGUUGGAUGGAGUGAAUUGUUUGAUUCUAGGAAAAGUAGGAAAGGUAGUCGUAACAUCGUGGAGGACGCUGACAGAUUUCUAGCCUGAUAUUAAAUUUGAGAAAUUAGCAUUAUUCUUGAAACCAAGAUUAAAUUCAGGUGUUUUGGAAAGGUCAGCAGAAUCUUAAGUAUUGGCCUGUGGUGUGAAAGUGUAUCCUGCUUGUAGGGCUGUAGAGUUAAAGUGGAAGGCACUUUUUACUGAAACUGAAGAUGGUGAACGAAAGCUUGGAAGUUGGCCUAAAUGUUCGAGGCUUGAAAGCAAAUGCAAGAGAAGGCAUGUCGGUUAGGUUGUGCAUUUCGUUAGUUUCCCGUUCUAUCUAUCACAUGGGUCACAUGGUGUACUUGCAUCAAUGCCUUUCCAAUGACAUGCACAACAAACAUAUUACAACUGAACAGUUACAAAUAAAUCCAACAGUGGAUUCUCUGGAUAUUAUGCUUCACUCACCGUGGAACUGAGAAAGUCAAGUGAAACAAUGGAAAGCUGGAAUGAAUUUGAUGGGAAGUAAAUACUAAGCAAGGAUGUGCGCUGCAUUACUAAUAAAUCAUCUUCUGUGCUCUGCUAAGUGCUGUAAAUCAUCUCCGUAUCUUGGCUCUGUCUUGGUCAUUUCCUCUCUUCAGGCUUGAAGGUGUAAAUGCCCUUCUUGCAGCUUUCCAUGGUUUCGCACUCCAUGUGCAUAAACUUUUGCAUAAGCUGCAGGGUAUGAAAGCCUGAAUUUUGUCUCCGAGCAUUUUACUGAUGCUCGUCAUGGGGGGAGAAAUUACAACGAAAAGAAAAGUUGAACUGAAGCUUCCAUUCAGUUUUAGUUUCUGGCUUGCUACUACACUGCAGUGUUGCUCGGUCAACAAAAGCAAUUUUCAGAACCAUUUUGCUUCAGAACGGUUUUGUUUUUGUUGUUUAUUUUUCAUUUUGUUCUGGAUGCUUCAGUCCUUUAAUGCUGUUUUUCUGUUUGAUCAUGACCUGGACAAUAAACAGUACUCACUGAAACGUAACAGUUAAGAGCGAGAUUAGUUAUCGUCAUUUAUAGCCACAGUAAUACUUGUAUGACCGAGCUAAUUGUGUAAAUGUGUAAGGUAAACACCAAUCACAUUUCCUGUUAGCAUUUUGUUUAGCCGUUAAGGUCACCUUGAGAGAAAAAGCUGCUUACAUGUAUGGAAAUAAAACUGGCUCAUGGCUCAAUGCAUUAUAAGGAAUACUUGAAGUGGGGCUUAAGCAGUAAUAAGAGUGCUUAAUGUAUUUUACUCCUGAAAUGGUCUCAUGCUAAAAGAAUCCUAUCACAGUGAACAAGGAGCCUUAUUUUAGUGGUGUUCUUUAAUGAAAAAUAUGCUACAGUACUCAUUCAACCUACACUUCUUACCCUACUAGUGUAAAUAAUAAGAAAAUUCCCUUAACCCCUCAAAGGUUGCAAACUCUCAAAUGUGCCCAGUUUGAAAUGUAUUAAAAAUGUACGCUGUGCAUCACUCUGGUUGGCAGCAUAUAUAUACACACAUUUAAAAGCGGUUGUUAAAAGAGGGGGGUGGGCUAAAUGUUAUCUUAGUAUCAGUAGGAAACCCUGGUACACAUAAACCAAAUCGCAAGUAUCUGUCAUCAUACUGUUUUAUGAGGCUUACUACUAGCCACAACUGCCCUCACUGCUGAGCCUCCACUGAAUGAUAAAAUUGACAGCCUAGAUUCAGAGUUAUCUGAUUCUGGAGCCUUUCUGUGUUAUGCAUUGUGUGGUUUUGGAAGAGUAUGGCUAUUUACAUCAGCCUUUGGUAGUCAUAUGCUGACCCCAGUGCUUACAUCGCAAUAUGAAAAAAAAAAAAUUAAGACAUUUUGAUGAAUUAGAACAGCUGAAUUGUUUACACACCUCUUCUGACACGUGCACAGCCCUCCUCUUCUCGCCCCUGCAUUCUGCACAGGCGUCUCUUCCGCCAAUCAGGGUCCUUACACAGCGUAUGAAGACUCACCCACCCACACAUAUACCCCUGCAGAUACGGUGGCCAAUUGGUAUCUGCUUCAGGCACUGCCAAUUAUGCCUGCCAGAUGGCGCCCAGCCGACCGGUGGCAACACAAGUUUCGAACCGAGGAGUUCAGAAACUCGGUGCUGGUGCGCUAGCGGAAUAUCCCGCUGCGCCACUAAUUUAUUUUAUUACAUCAUCAACGUCAGUAAAAAAUUUUGACUUUGCCCCUGCUGUGGCACCCUGGUUGAGAAAGGCUGGUUUAGACAUUAGAAAAGGUGGUCACCCUGUAUUGCUCCUGGUGGUUGGCAUUUCUACAUGUUAUUAUCAUCAGCCGACUGUAAUGAACAGUAAAAGAAGCAGAGUUGUAUAUGUAUGUAGCAUCCACAGUUGCUUUAUUCAGUCUGCAUUGAGAUUUAUUUAACCACUUACUGGUUUCUUUAUUAUUACUGAAAUACAAUGAUUCUAAUAGUGGAAUUGUAACAUUUCUAGGAUUUAAACACAAAUAUUACAGGGUUAUUUUGGCAUUAGCUUAGGUACUGUAUCAACACUGGAUCAGGUAUUGAAAUGAAGAAACGGUAAUUGUGCACCCGAAUUCAAUAUCUGCUCAAUAUUUUGAUCUUUAUAGGUUAUUCAGUCUUACUCAUUUUCAUUUUUCACAUCUACACUGCCCACCUACAGUCAUAAACAAGGAGCUGUUGUCUUGUCGAAAGUAAUUAAACGUCUGUUUGUUGUCCUGCUUUGAUUAUAGUUUUACAUUUGACAUUUACAAUUCUCUUAUCACAAACUACGGACUGUAAACUGCUACGUCGUUUUUGCAUUAAAGCAUCACAAAUACCUACAAUGUAAUGCUAUCUAACGAACGUAAUUCCAGCGCAAGGGUUUUGACAGGGGAAAGAAUUCUGUCAUAUUAAAAUCAGGGUGAACAUUUUGUUUAUUGCUCGUAUUGCUGUUUUAAUCUGCUCCUGUGUCACUGUGGUUAAGCCAGCUGAUGUUUAGAGGGCUGCAUGUGUUUAUGCAGGUAUGUAUGAUAGAAAUUAGGUGGGGAACACAUGAUUAUCGCAGUUAAUAAUAGUGAAGACUUUUUGUCAUAUUAGGCGGAGUAAAAACAACAAGAAUAAAUGGUUCAAGCUUCUCUUAUGUUGUAUAAAUGUAUUUAAUGGAAAAGGAACUGAGCUGACAUUGUAAAUUCUUACUAGUUCAAACCAAGUAAAUCUGAAGAAGUGGAGCAAAAAGGAUUUCUCAUGUUACUUGUACAAGAGUUAUAAGCCAUUUCUGUUAGCCAGCAGUUGAUCUAGGCUACCAAUUGAGCAUGUACAAACUGUACACCAUGCAACUGAAGUGGAAAUGUGUAAACCUUCAACGAAUGUAAUGUAUAAACUGUGUCACGUAAGAAAUGGCUAGAUUUGCAAUUUGCAAUGUAUACACUUUUGCUUCGACAGGAAAAAAAUCUCUACUUACAUGGCUCUUUCGAUGUCUGGUGCAAAGUGCAAUAUGCAAGGGAAAAAAUGUCACUUUAUCUCUAAAAUGAAUUAGAGACAACCUUUAAGCUUCGAAAUAGGUUUGAAGUAGAUACAUUUAUUAUAAAACUGCUUUAAAAAAGUUUGAGCAUGUAAUGCGUGCUUAAAGUACUUAAGUGAGAGCUCUCCCUGAUUUUAUGCUUUCACUACUUGUCAUGCACUGAUUUUUUUUUUUUUUUUUA
This is a messenger RNA of Trichomycterus rosablanca, 6385 nucleotides long. It is a transcript of the gene nfe2l1b, whose product is annotated as nfe2 like bZIP transcription factor 1b. Bases 61 to 2454 code for a protein of 797 amino acids. Gene Ontology annotation, cellular component: nucleus. Gene Ontology annotation, molecular function: DNA-binding transcription factor activity, RNA polymerase II-specific; RNA polymerase II cis-regulatory region sequence-specific DNA binding. NCBI's taxonomy places the organism in Eukaryota, Metazoa, Chordata, Actinopteri, Siluriformes, Trichomycteridae. The transcript is spliced from 5 exons. Gene Ontology annotation, biological process: regulation of transcription by RNA polymerase II. The record is from RefSeq and is a predicted model, not a curated record.